AUGAGCGUUGAAAGUAUGAGAGCCGUACUUGUCAAAGAGCCUGGAGACGCAUCACAACUAUACAAUGGUAUUGCUCCCAUACCUCUGCCAAAAGAUGACGAAUUACUUGUUAAAAUCAAAUGCUUUGCACUCAAUCGGAUGGACAUUUUACAGCGACAAGGAAGAUAUCCCGUUCCACCGGGAGCUUCUCAGAUCCUUGGGGUUGAGAUGUCAGGAGUCGUAGAAAAAAUUGGAAGUAAAGGUAGACGCAUUGUUGUAGUUACCAAAUACAAACGAGGAGAUCAUGUCUUUGGUUUAACGGAUGGUGGCGCGUAUGCCGAAUAUGGCAUACUUCACGAAGAUAUGACUAUGAUUCUUCCGGAAGAAAUGUCGUUCCAACAGGGAGCUGCUAUACCAGAAGCAUGGUUUACUGCGUAUCAAGUAUUACAACUAAUAGGUCAGAUUCGUCAAGGCGACAAUGUACUAAUACAUGCAGGAGCUAGUGGAGUUGGCGUCGCCGCCAUUCAGUUGGCAAAGGCAGCUGGAGCAAAACACAUCUUUGCAACCGCUGGAUCUGAGCGUAAAUUAGCCUUUAUUGAGUCAAUCGGCGUUACAAACGGCAUUAAUUACAAGAAAGAGAAUUUUCGAGAUAAGAUAGUGGAAUAUACUGACGGCUAUGGUGUGGACUUACUAAUAGAUUUUGUCGGCAAAGAUUAUUGGCAUCCUAACAUAGACAGCCUUGCUAAAGACGGUAGAAUAGUUUUAGUGGGGUUCUUAUCAGGUCGAGUUGUAGAGAAUUUCGAUUUGUCAGUAUUGCUUAUGAAGAGAUUACGUGUCGAAGGCACUUCUCUACGCUCCCGUUCGCUUUCGUAUAAGAUAACUCUUCGCGACGAAUUUUACAACAAGAUUUUUCCACGGUUCAUUGACGGGCAUGGUACUUUCAAAGUCAUUGUUGAUCGAGAAUACGACUGGAAGGAUAUUGCUGAUGCACAUCGUUACAUGGAAACAAACGAAAAUAUUGGCAAGAUCGUU
Paraglomus occultum is the source of this 1011-nucleotide messenger RNA. The record is from the annotation of a GenBank genome assembly. Lineage: Eukaryota; Fungi; Glomeromycota; Glomeromycetes; Paraglomerales; Paraglomeraceae.